Messenger RNA from Malus domestica (apple), 2056 nucleotides. NCBI's taxonomy places the organism in Eukaryota, Viridiplantae, Streptophyta, Magnoliopsida, Rosales, Rosaceae. The record is from RefSeq and is a predicted model, not a curated record.
GAGGACCAGUCGCGCUUGUAGCAGCAAGUCAAAGACCGAUAGUCCGAUUCGAUUCGGACUCUCUGACUCCCUCCCGAUGCCGCUUCCGCCGAUCGCCCUAGCAUCCUAAUCUAGCCGCCGAAUACGACGGCGAAAAUGAUGUCGUGGAACGGCGCCAGGGACCUGGUGACCACGUUGGACGACAUCCCGUUCGGGACGGGGUCGUGGUAUCUCUACGCCGGCGUCUCGUGCCUGCUCGUCCUAUUCGCCGGGAUCAUGUCUGGCCUCACCUUGGGAUUGAUGUCGCUCAACCUCGUCGACCUCGAAAUCCUCCAGCGCAGCGGUAGCUCCACCGAGAAGAAGCAAGCCGCUAAGAUACUGCCCGUUGUGCAAAAGCAGCACCAGCUUUUGGUCACUCUGCUUCUCUGCAAUGCUUGUGCCAUGGAGGCGCUUCCUUUAUACCUUGAUAAAAUCUUUAACCCAGUUGUUGCUGUUGUGCUGUCUGUAACUUUUGUUCUGUUAUUCGGAGAGGUUAUUCCACAAUCUAUAUGCUCAAAAUAUGGACUUUCAGUUGGUGCCAAUUUCAUUUGGCUUGUUCGCAUUCUUAUGGUCAUCUGUUAUCCGAUUGCAUACCCAAUUGCAAAGGUUCUUGAUAAGGUACUUGGACAUAGUGAUGAUUUGUUUAGGCGGGCUCAGUUGAAGGCCCUCGUCUCUAUUCAUGGCCAAGAGGCUGGUAAGGGAGGUGAACUCACGCAUGAUGAGACAACGAUCAUCAGCGGAGCCCUGGAUUUAACUGAAAAGACCGCAGAGGAAGCUAUGACACCUAUUGAAUCAACAUUUUCCUUGGAUGUUAAUUCAAACUUAGACUGGGAAGCAAUUGGGAAAAUUCUUGCACGAGGUCAUAGUCGAGUCCCUGUCUAUUAUGAAAAUCCAAAAAACAUUAUCGGCCUUCUUCUGGUGAAAAGUCUUCUCACUGUACGAGCAGAAGCAGAGAUUCCAGUCAGUGCCAUUUCAAUUCGAAGAAUGCCUAGGGUUCCUGCAGAUAUGCCGCUGUAUGAUAUACUUAAUGAGUUUCAAAAAGGAAGCAGUCACCUGGCAGCUGUAGUGAAGAGCAAAGGAAAGAGCAACCUUCUGGCAAUUCCUGACAUAGAGAAUUUCGAGGAUAAACUGGCAAAGUUAAAAUCUCAACUAGCUGCCUCCUUGCCAACCAAGCAAGAUGAAAAAUCAGGGAGUGUUUCUCUUGACAUAGAUAAAGCUCCAAGGUCUCUGAUAAACAACCCAACCGUUCAGCCAAAUGCUACAAUUCCAAAUUCAUCAGAGGACAUUGAAGCCGGGGAGGUCAUAGGAAUCAUCACCCUGGAGGAUGUUUUUGAAGAACUGCUGCAAGAGGAAAUUGUAGAUGAGACAGAUGUAUAUAUCGAUGUACAUAGGAGGAUACGUGUGGCUGCUGCAGCAGCUGCUUCAUCCAUGGCAAGAGCUCCAUCAACUCGGAAGUUGCUUGCAGUCAACAGAAUUUAUCUGAAAGGAGCUCUAAGCAAGCACGGGCAAACCCCAAGGAAGUCUGCCGAAGAUGAUGGGCAUUCGACGAGGUUUUCAGGGUCUCCACGAGAGCCUCUUCUAGGCAGUAGGAGAUGACAGACUUCAAAGUAGCUCCGGACUUCCGGUUGGAAAAAUUGGGUACGAAGUUGCGAUCAGCCGCGUGCGGAUAUUACAGUUUUAUCCAGAAGCUAGGGUUUGUAGAUUAUAGUGCGUGCAUGUAAUUCUGUCCAAGUUUUGGGAGUCUGUCCAUUUCUAGGGCUAGAAAACUAGAUGUGUCCUACUACUACAUCAAACCUAUUUGGGUUCCAAAAAAUCAUGAGGAUUUAGAUUGAAUAACGACGGCCGGAAAUUGAGAGGGCUGUGUGAGAGAUAAAAAUAAGCAUGUAGAUAGCGUAACCCUAAAUAUUCUAUGUUCAUUUUCCCCACAAACUCUCAAGAGUUGUCUUUUACGUUUGAUUAUUUGGAGGCUCUUGCAUUUUAUUGAAGGGGAAAAAAAUUAAGAUAUUAUGUACUACAAAAAGGGAGUUGAACUUGGAUA